Molecule: messenger RNA, 1599 nt
Organism: Scomber japonicus (chub mackerel)
Lineage: Eukaryota; Metazoa; Chordata; Actinopteri; Scombriformes; Scombridae
Product: kinesin-like protein KIF20B
Exons: 12
Coding region: 175-1467 (430 amino acids)
Source: RefSeq, a predicted model, not a curated record
AGGAGGAGAGAAGAGGAGGUGGAGAAGGAACGGUCGAGGGUGGAGGAGGAGCUGAGGAGGAGAGAAGAGGAGGUGGAGGAGCUGAAGAAGGAACAGAAACUGAAAGAUGAGUGUCCUGGCUGCGCCUCCUUGUUUGCGUCUCUGCAGUCAGAUCAGAGAGAAUCGUGCCGACUGAUGAAGGAGAACAAAGCUCUGAUUAACGGCAUGUUCCAACUACAGACACAGGUGACAGAGCUCCAGAAGCAACUCAUAGAGCAGACUGUCAGGUCUGACAGCCUAUCAGAGCAACUGGACACCUCAAAGACCCGCCUCCAGGAGCUGGAGAGCCAAUCAGAAGAGAAGACCAACAUCGUCAAGAGUCUGACACAGGAAGUGGGUCAUCUGAGGCAGGAAGUCAAGGAGGGGGAGGGGCAGAGCAGCAGUGUUUUCCACGCCUCCAUGGAGCAGCUGAAGAAGGAGAGCGAGGCGGCGCUGCAGAGGUCGGCUCAGACGUGUCAGCUGAUGGAGGAGCUGCAGAGAGAGAAGAGCCGGCUGGAGGAGACUCUGACUCACAGUGAGAAGAGGUGUGAGCGGCUCACAGAGGAACUGGCCAAUCAGAAAGCAGAAUUCUCUCAUCAGCUGCAGAGCCUCAGGGCGGAGCUGGAGUCUGAGGGCAGAGCUCUGCGAGGGGGACUAGAGCUGGAGUCUGAGGGCAGAGCUCUGCGAGGGGGACUAGAGGAGAGACGAGGUGAUCUUCUAGAGGAAACUCUCCUUCAGACUAAAAUCGUCCGACAAGGUAAAAACUUGAAAGAGGAGGAGGAGGAGAACCUGCAGAGGAAGGAGCAGGUGGAUGAGGAGAGGACAGUGUCGGUGGUGGAGGAGCUGAAGCAGGAGCUCCAGAGAGUGCAGGGGAGGAGCAGGAGGAGCAGAGAGUUUGAAGCUGUAAAGAGAGAGAUGGAGAGACUGAAGGAGACAAAGACUCAGAGUGUGCUCAGGUCCGGUGGGCGUGUUCUUAAUCCAGAACAGGAUGUUCCUGUGUCAUCUCUGAGGUCCAACAUGGCUGACAGGAAGAGGAAGAGCAGUGAGGUGCAGGAUCUGGUCUUCAGUGAGAACAAGAGGAACCGGCUGAGAACCAACAAACAGAACCAGGAGCAGAAAGACGGAACCCUGCAGAAGAUCGGAGACCUGAUCCAGAACUCUCCGUCCCGGCUCCGCAGCAAAGCUAAAACCAUCAUCGGGCUGGUCAGUGGACACCCGGUGGGAAAGGAGACGGUUACCACGGCAACCAAGGAGACGGUUACCACGGCAACCAAGGAGACAGUUACCACGGCAACCAAACUGAGACAAGGACGCAGGAAGCUGUUUCAGGGCGGCGUGACGACUCCGCUGCUCGACUCCCCGCAGAUGUCUGCGGUGGCGGAGGAGGAGAAAGAGAGCGAUCACCUCAUCAUUAAGAGACAGCUGCGCUCAAAGACAUGCAGGAAAUGACAUCAUCAGGAUGUGAUGACACUACAGUGAACUUUUGGAUUUUUAAAUAUUUGUACAGUUUUGAUCUGAUUUUAGUUUUUUAGCUUUGAUUCAAGGAUUGUUUUUGUUGCUGGUAUCAAUAAAGAGCUGAAG